GCAGUUUGUCCUUCAACGUAAAAGUUUCAAAUGCUAUAAAUCCGUACAAACUCCCAUCCUCCAUUUCCGAUUUUCAACUUCAUUUCCACUCUGUGAAAACCCUUACCUUCAAAUCUCUUACCAUCAUCUCUUUUUUCCUCGUCCGGCGUAAAGUUUUAUAAGGUGACGAUGAUGGACUCGUCUCUCCGGAGACUGGCAACGGCGACGGCCGGAUUGAAGUUCCUCACGGUUACUCUAUUUCUAUUGCCGUUUCUGUAUGAUUUCAGAUCUGCCGCUCAACUUCUGCCUGCAGAAGAAGUUGAAGCUCUACAGUCGAUAGCAUCAAGUCUACAAUACAACAAUUGGCGGGUUUCUUCAGAUUCAUGCAGCGGAGGUGGAGGGCUUAAUAACACAAAUUCCGAUAAUGGGCAAGGGCUUAUGAGAUUCGGCAGCAAUGUAACCUGCAGCUGUAACAGCACUGUUUGCCACAUUACACGCAUCCAGUUAAAGGGACUUAAUUUGACAGGAGUUCUACCUGAAGAAUUUGCAAACCUCACUUUUCUGCAAGAAAUAGAUCUCUCCCGCAACUAUAUCAAUGGAACAAUUCCAGCACGUUUUGGUCAGCUUCGCAUAACCAUCUUAAGUCUUUUGGGAAACCGCAUUAGUGGUCCAAUACCAAGAGAGAUAGGUGACAUCUCUACACUUGAGGAGCUGGUCUUGGAAGACAAUUUGCUUUCAGGACAGCUUCCUUCAAGCCUUGGUCGUUUGACUCGCUUGAGAAGAAUCCUUCUUUCUGCAAAUAAUUUUACAGGAACUGUUCCAGAAUCGUAUGGAAAUCUCACUAAUCUAGAAGAUUUUAGGAUAGAUGGGAGUACAUUAUCAGGGAGAAUACCUAGCUUUAUUGGAAACUGGACAAGGCUCAUAAGACUUGAUUGGCAAGGAACAUCGAUGGAGGGACCUAUUCCUUCUACAAUAUCUCUGUUGACAAACUUACAAGAAUUGAGGAUAACUGAUUUGACUGGACCAAGUACAAACUUUCCCAAUCUGCAAAAUCUGACACGGAUGGUUAGACUGCAUUUGAGAAAUUGCUUGCUCACAGGUUCAAUACCUGAGUACAUAGUACAGAUGAGUGGCAUGAAAAACCUAGACCUAAGCUUCAACAGGUUGACUGGUACAGUACCCGAUUCAAUUGGAAGGCUGAGUUUCGACUCUGUGUUUUUUAAUAACAACUCGCUAUCUGGAGACAUCCCAGGAUGGGCAUUCGCUUUCAAUAACAGAAAGAUUGAUUUAUCCUACAACAAUUUUACACAGUCACAACAAAGGAACUGUCAGCCAUCUAGCUUGAAUCUAGUUUCUGCCCUUUCACCUACAGAAGCAAGCAACUCAAAUUCUUGGUGUAUGACAGACGGACUUACAUGCAGCCGAAACCCCAACCGUUAUGAAUUAUAUAUCAAUUGUGGUGGAACGAGUUUAGAUUUUGAGGGAAAUGAAUACGAACAAGAUUUGACCGAUGAGCAGUCGUACUUUAAUCCUUCGGGUGAGAGAUGGGCUUAUAGCAGCAACGGUGUUUUCAUGGGCAAUGAUAACGCUCCAUUUGUCGCAAGAACUAACAACGUCAUAGGUGGCGAUGUAUACAGAUCCGCCCGUCUUUCUCCUACUUCCCUUAGAUACUAUGGACUCUGUUUGAGAUCCGGUAGCUACAAAGUCCGACUCCACUUUGCUGAAAUAAUGUACUCAGAUGAUAUGACAUUUAGCAGCCUGGGAAGGCGCAUUUUCGAUGUCUCAAUUCAAGGGGAUCUGAAACUGAAAGAUUUUAACAUAGUGGAAGCAGCUAAUGGGAAAGGGACUACUGCAAUUCCAGAUCGAGGUGUAUAUGGUCCUCUUAUAUCAGCCAUCACAAUAACACCAAACUUUAAGGUUUCAACAGGUGGCCUAUCUGCCGGAGCUAUAGCUGGAAUUGUGAUUGGUUGUUGUGCAUUUGUCCUGUUGAUUUUAGCUGUUCUUUGGAAGCUAGGUUAUCUAGGAGGUGACAAAGAAGACAAAGAACUUCGAGCUCUUGAAUUACAAACGGGUUAUUACAGUCUACGACAAAUCAAAGCUGCAACACAUAACUUUGACUCCGCAAACAAGAUUGGUGAAGGUGGGUUUGGACCUGUUUACAAGGGCGUACUCACAGAUGGGUCCACAAUCGCUGUUAAGCAACUCUCCUCAAAAUCAAAACAAGGAAACCGAGAAUUUGUGACCGAAAUAGGCAUGAUAUCCGCUUUACAACAUCCAAAUCUCGUUAAACUUUACGGGUGUUGUAUAGAAGGAAACCAAUUGUUACUGAUAUAUGAAUACCUUGAAAACAAUAGCCUUGCACGUGCUCUUUUUGGUAAAGAAGACCAGCGGCUUAAUUUAGACUGGAAAACAAGACAAAAGAUAUGCACACAAGUGGCUAAAGGGUUGGCUUAUUUACAUGAGGAAUCGAGGUUGAAAAUUGUUCACAGAGACAUAAAAGCUACCAAUGUGCUUCUUGAUAAGGACCUUAAUGCCAAAAUAUCAGACUUUGGUCUUGCCAAACUUGAUGAAGGAGAAAACACUCAUAUUAGCACACGGAUCGCUGGAACAAUAGGAUAUAUGGCUCCAGAAUAUGCUAUGAGAGGAUACUUGACGGAUAAAGCAGAUGUUUACAGCUUUGGAAUUGUUGCUUUAGAGAUUGUGAGCGGGAAAAGUAAUACAAAUUACCGGCCAAAAGAGGAGUUUGUCUACCUUCUUGAUUGGGCCUAUGUUCUACAAGAGCAAGGAAAUCUACUGGAACUUGUGGACCCCAUACUCGGUUCACAUUAUUCUAAAAAGGAGGCAAUGAGAAUGUUGGACGUGGCCCUACUAUGCACGAAUCCAUCACCAUCACUCAGGCCCGCCAUGUCAGCGGUGGUGAAUAUGUUGGACGGGAAGAUUCCGGUUCAACCAUCAGUGGUGAAACGGAAUGGAAUGGAUGAUGCCAUGAGGUUUAGAGCCUUUGAAAUCAUAUCACAAGAUAGUCAAACUCAAACACGCUCUUCUAUUAUAUCGCCCGAAAGUCAACUCCCACGGAGCACCACUAUAGAUGAUCCAUGGGUAGAUUCAUCUGUGUAGAGAAUGUUGUUAUUCUUUCUCAUGAUUUGUUGUUGUGAAAAUAUGUUUGUAAAUUGCAUAUAUGAGUUUCAUCAAUGUUUUUCUAAAUUUCUGAAAUAUUUGUAGAAAAUGGAACAUACAUUGGAAAAAUGUGAAAUUUUGCUCUGUAUAAAUCUCUUGAUUUUAAAAGAACAAAGAUAUAAUUUAG
Messenger RNA from Lactuca saligna, 3283 nucleotides. The record is from the annotation of a GenBank genome assembly. NCBI's taxonomy places the organism in Eukaryota, Viridiplantae, Streptophyta, Magnoliopsida, Asterales, Asteraceae.